AUGAAUUAUCAUAAUCCUGACCCAUAUUAACAACCAUAUCCUCAAGGAUAGUAUAAUGAAAAAUAAUACAGAUACAGUGGAUUUUUGACUGAAACUCAAGAUGAUUACACUGAUUACUAAUAUUAUGAUCCUUACUAAAGUUAACUACAUAAUAGAACAUAUUUGAAUGAUGUACAACCUCUAAAUUAUAGUAUGAUUAUUAAUUAAAUUAUAGCAUAUAAUGAAUAUCCUCCCUAUCCAGUUAAAAUGGGAUAACCAUAAUUAUAUUUUGAUCCUAACGAUCCAAGUAAUAUUCCAUUUAUGCCUCAUGAAAGUAUGUAUUGACUCAUUUAUUUAAGGAUAUGAUGAUGGAUAUUAAGAAUAUGUAUUAUAAUUCAUUAAAAAUUUACCAAGAUCUACUUAAAAUUUUGAAGAAGUGGCUUUUGCAAAAUAUAUUGCUGAAUGCUCUAUUAUUGAUAAGAAAGUUUGGAAAUUACAAAGGAUGUUGAAAUAAGAUUAGAGAUUUAAUGUAAAAUUACUUUUUGAUUUCUUUGAUUCUAAAAAGAAUAGAACAAUAGACUAUAAUGAAUUUCAGUUAGGAUUGUAGAAAUUAGACAUCAUUCUAAAUUCAAUUGAAUUAACAUAAAUGUUUCUACGUUAUGGUGGCAAUGAUGAUAAUUAAAUCUCUUCAGCUGAAUUUAAAUAUAUGCUCUUAGGUCCAGAUGAUUAAUAACAAUUUAUGCAAUUUGGAGCCAUGCAUUAUAUGCAUCAUCCAUUAAAAUAGAAUAUUCCUUAGUUUCUAUCAGUAGCUCAAAGAGAAUGGAUAUGUGAAAUCAUGAAUCUACAAUUACAAUUAGAGAGAAACCUCAAUUUUAUUAGAGAAGUUAUAGGAACCAAAGAUAUUCUACUAGCCCUAUUCAAAUAGUUAGAUAUUGGUAUGAAGGGAUACAUUACUUUACAAGAUUUAGUAGUCUACAUGAAUGAAUUAGGAGGAUAAUUUGAAUAAUAUGAUUUAAAAGGUUGUUUAGAUAGAAUGUCAAAGUAAUAAUUUAAAUAUUCUUAGAGUUCAUUGUAGUCGAAUAAAUUAUAAUGAAUUUAAAAAGGAAUUCUUUUUAGAUCAAAAAUAGAAAUCUGACUAAGACUAAAAUAUUGAUAUUAUGAGUGAUAGGAAGAAAACAAGAUAAAAAGAUUACAUUCAGGAAUUACAUUAAAGAACAAAAGAUAUACAAAAUCAAUAAUAAUAGAUUCAAAAACUCUCAACUGAUAGAAAAUCAUAACCAUUAUUGACUACUACUAUUCAAAAUAAAUAACCAUAACCCUAUGUUAUAUAACCUCCUGUUGUAUAAAAAAAAAAAUAAGAAUAACCAUCUUAAUUAGAUGAUGACUUAGAUGAUUUGUUAUUUCCAGGUUUCUAGAAAUAUGAAUUAUAACCACCAGAUUAAGAAUAUUGAUAUUAUGU
Paramecium pentaurelia is the source of this 1438-nucleotide messenger RNA. NCBI's taxonomy places the organism in Eukaryota, Ciliophora, Oligohymenophorea, Peniculida, Parameciidae. The record is from the annotation of a GenBank genome assembly.